AUUGCAUAUUGUCUAAACACUUUUUUUUAGUUAUAUAUUUACUUCUGAAUUUUUUACUCAUAAAUAAUCGUAAAAUUAAAAAUAAAAUUUUUAUUUUAAUUGAAACCAAUGUAACAUUUUAUCAAAAUAUUGGUGUUCAAUGGUUUACAAGUAUAAUGGAAGCAGAUGCACACGCAGAAAUGCGAAUAGUAAAUGAUGGUAAUGUAAGCAAUACGGAAUUUCUGCCCAAGUAUUCGGAUGGAGAUUUUUCGAAAAAUGGUGUGAUCCAUCCGGGACAGCCAUCGGUCACCUGGCUCGAUGACGAAGAAAUCGAUAAACUUGACCUGUCGCUGACCAACGAUGCUGGCAAUUUGUUUUUCAAUCGGGUUGAUAGUGCGGAAAUAAUUUACCAGGCAAAGAAAAAGGCUUGUAAAAUGGUCGGCAGAUAUGUGAUGGGCGAAUUGUUAGGCGAAGGAUCGUACGGCAAAGUGAAAGAGGUUUUAGAUUCCGAAGAUUUGAGUAGACGAGCUGUUAAGAUUUUGACAAAACGAAAACUACGACGGAUUCCGAAUGGGGAACAAAAUGUUAGACGAGAAAUACAAUUGCUGCGUAAACUCAAGCACAGGAAUGUGAUCGAAUUACUAGAUGUAUUAUAUAACGAGGAGAAACAAAAAAUGUAUUUAAUUAUGGAGUAUUGCGUUGGUGGCCUCCAGGAAAUGGUCGAUUCAGCGCCGGAAAAGAAAUUGCCACUAUUUCAGGCACACAACUACUUUGUGCAAUUGUUGGACGGUUUAGAAUAUUUACAUAGCCAAGGUGUCAUACAUAAAGAUAUAAAACCAGGAAAUCUGUUACUGACGUUAGACCACACAUUGAAAAUAUCAGACUUUGGUGUUGCGGAAGCCCUAGAAAUGUUUGCCGAAGAUGACACAUGUACAACUGGACAAGGAUCGCCUGCAUUUCAACCGCCUGAAAUUGCGAACGGACAGGAGACCUUUCUCGGCUUUAAAGUGGAUAUAUGGAGCAGUGGCGUUACUCUAUACAAUAUAACAACCGGACAAUAUCCAUUCGAUGGUGACAACAUAUACCGACUGUUGGAAAACAUCGGUAAAUCUCAAUGGGAAGCACCUGACUGGCUGUACAAAUUAGAUGCAAAUCUUGCGAAUCUAGUCCUGGGAAUGCUACAAGCUGAACCAGAUAACAGAUUUACUUUACAACAAAUUCGCCAUCAUCCAUGGUUUUGUUGUGCUCCGGUCGUAUCUGGAGAAGUCAUACCUGUGCCACCAAUGAAAGGGGAUCCCUUUCGAUGUUCAACUGUUUUGCCAUGUCUAGAAGCUUAUCAUUAUCAAAUAGAGAGCGGUGACGACGAAGUUUAUUUCACUGAACACGAUUUAAAUCGCCCAUUACUGCCGAAUGAAUUUGAGCAACCUCGGAAAUCGUAUUUUUAUUUUUAGCGAGAAAUUGGCAAAACAAGCUGCCGAAUUAGCUGCACACAUAAAAUCUAGUAAUACUAAGAAAGAUCCAUCCAAUAGAAAACGAUCGAGAAAGUCUUUGUCGUGUAUAUCUGUUAAGCAAUUGACAACUUGUCGGCCAUCGUGAAGGUGUGCUUGUUUUUAAACACAGACACACAAAACAAAACAAAAAAUCAACUUUAAAUCAUUUCAAAUUUUACCAAAAAA
This is a messenger RNA of Bradysia coprophila, 1655 nucleotides long. RefSeq names its product Lkb1/serine/threonine kinase 11 (gene Lkb1). The record is from RefSeq and is a predicted model, not a curated record. Gene Ontology annotation, cellular component: cytoplasm. Gene Ontology annotation, molecular function: protein kinase activator activity; protein serine/threonine kinase activity; ATP binding. Lineage: Eukaryota; Metazoa; Arthropoda; Insecta; Diptera; Sciaridae. Gene Ontology annotation, biological process: establishment of cell polarity; glucose homeostasis; intracellular signal transduction.